Messenger RNA from Malus domestica (apple), 1920 nucleotides. RefSeq names its product legumain. Gene Ontology annotation, molecular function: cysteine-type endopeptidase activity. The record is from RefSeq and is a predicted model, not a curated record. Gene Ontology annotation, biological process: vacuolar protein processing. NCBI's taxonomy places the organism in Eukaryota, Viridiplantae, Streptophyta, Magnoliopsida, Rosales, Rosaceae.
CUCUCCCUUGCCCCGCUGCUCUCUUUUCUCCUCCUCUUCCUCCACCGUUUCUUAACUAAAACUAGCACCGUCGGUUUUGUUGAACCGGUUCUCCACCCUUCAUGGCGGUCCAACAUCAGUCCAAGUUGAUGAUUAGUAACUAUACUGUGUCGUGGAUAUCGUUGUUUUUGUUUGUACUGCUCAUCCAAGCUAUAGGUGGAGGCCGAGCCGCCCGGUUGGAGCGGUGGGACUCUGGAAUCCGGUUGCCAUCCGAGAAAGAUAAACCGGAAGAUGUUCAUCACAAAGAACCGGGUACAAGAUGGGCGGUUCUUGUAGCCGGUUCAAACGGGUAUGGAAACUACAGGCAUCAGGCGGAUAUUUGCCACGCAUAUCAGUUACUGAAAAAAGGUGGGCUUAAGGAGGAGAACAUAGUGGUAUUUAUGUACGACGACAUAGCCAAGCACUUAAUGAAUCCGAGGCCGGGAGUUAUCAUCAACCAUCCUCAGGGUGGUGAUGUUUAUGCCGGCGUGCCUAAGGAUUACACUGGUGAGCAAGUAACCGCAGCGAAUCUGUAUGCAGUCCUCCUUGGGGACAAAAAGGCCGUGAAGGGCGGAAGUGGGAAGGUUGUGGACAGCAAACCUAAUGAUAGGAUCUUUUUAUACUACUCAGAUCAUGGGGGUCCUGGUGUCCUUGGGAUGCCAAACAUGCCCUUCCUUUAUGCCAUGGAUUUUAUUGAGGUUUUGAAGAAGAAACAUGCAUCGGGGAGCUAUAAAGAGAUGGUUAUAUAUAUAGAAGCUUGUGAGAGUGGGAGCAUAUUCGAAGGCAUUAUGCCGAAAGACCUUAACAUUUAUGUGACUACAGCAUCAAAUGCACAAGAGAACAGCUUUGGAACUUACUGUCCUGGGAUGGACCCCCCACCACCACCUGAAUAUAUCACUUGCUUGGGGGACUUGUACAGUGUUUCUUGGAUGGAAGAUAGCGAGAGGCACAAUCUGAAGAAAGAAACAAUUGAACAACAGUAUCUGGUGGUAAAGCAACGGACCUCCAAUUCAAACAAUUACGAUGUGGGAUCGCAUGUGAUGGAAUACGGGAGCAAAAACAUUACACAAGAAAAGCUGUAUUUGUACCUAGGUUUUGAUCCUGCCUCUGUGAACUUGCCUCCUAACAACGGCCAAUUAGAAAAGCCUAUGGAAGUUGUCAACCAGAGAGAUGCAGAGAUUUUCUACAUGUGGCAAAUGUACAAAAGAUCAGAACAUGGAUCUGGAAAAAGUAGAGAAAUCCUCAAUGAGAUCAAAGAAACAAUGAGGCAUAGGACUCACUUGGAUGCAAGCAUUCAGUUCAUUGGAACAUUUCUCUAUGGACCCGGAAAAGGUCCCUCUAAACUCAAUUCUGUGAGAGCUGUUGGUCAACCCCUUGUGGACGAUUGGGGAUGCUUAAAAUCUAUGGUUCGUGUGUUCGAAACACACUGCGGGUCAUUGACUCAGUAUGGCAUGAAACAUAUGCGCGCAUUUGCCAACAUCUGCAACAGCGGAGUAUCUGAAGCCAAAAUGGCGGAAGCUUGUUCUGCCGCCUGCAACGGGCAUGAAGUUGGCCAGUUGCAUCCUUCCAACAAAGGCUAUAGUGCCUGAAGGUUGAAAAUAUGCAAAUCAUAAAGAUGUCACACUCAUGCUAUCAUAAUAGUGUCAAUAUGCUUGUUGCUAAAUGUAGAAUCUAAGUCUAGAACUGUAAGGAUAUUAUGUAUUGCAAGAAUAUUAUGUUUUAAUUUUGUGUGUAGUGGGUACAAGAAGAGAUGUGGAUCAAAUAGUAAUGAUAUGGUGGCUAAGUUGAGAUUCUAAUUUUCUCAGAACGCACGAAUGUAGCGAUGCCGGAUCCGCAUCUGAGAACAAUUCUAUAGGUUUAUUUCCAUUUGGUGAAGGAAUCGAAACAACUAGAAUCGUAUCA